Benincasa hispida (wax gourd) is the source of this 2495-nucleotide messenger RNA. RefSeq names its product cytosolic endo-beta-N-acetylglucosaminidase 1-like. The record is from RefSeq and is a predicted model, not a curated record. Gene Ontology annotation, molecular function: mannosyl-glycoprotein endo-beta-N-acetylglucosaminidase activity. Gene Ontology annotation, cellular component: cytoplasm. Gene Ontology annotation, biological process: protein deglycosylation. Lineage: Eukaryota; Viridiplantae; Streptophyta; Magnoliopsida; Cucurbitales; Cucurbitaceae.
AUGGAAAUUUCUAGUGUUCGUUUAUUAUCUAUUGAAAUUCUAUGCUGCUGUGUAGUGUUCGUUAUUUGUUUAUUCGAACUCAGAGUCAAAUCUUCGUCUCUGUUUACAUCAUUACUUGUCACUUAUGAUGCUUUUCUGCCCCUAUAUAAACCCGCUUUCGAAACCUUGUUAUAUAAAACCAUUCGCUUUCAUAGUUGCAGAAUACUUAAUAAGUUUUUUUUUUCCUUCACAAUGGCCCAGCAGAGCUCUGUCCCAACAACAACAACAACAACAACAACGUCAGAACCUCCUCCGCGUCCAUUAAGCCCAACUGAGCCCUCUAUUCCCAUUGCUUACCCUAUCAAAACACUCAGGGACCUGGAGUCCAGGGCCUACUUCAAUUCAUUUCACUACCCAUUUAAUAUAUCCACCGUUCCUCUUCAACCCGCGCCAUUGCCCGACAGGCGUAGGAUUCUUGUUUGCCAUGAUAUGAAAGGUGGAUAUGUUGACGAUAAAUGGGUUCAGGGUGGAACUAACCCAGAUGCUUAUGCUAUAUGGCAUUGGCAUUUGAUCGAUAUUUUUGUUUACUUUUCCCAUGAUUUGGUCACGCUUCCACCUCCAUGUUGGACAAAUACAGCUCACAGGCACGGUGUUAAGGUACUUGGAACAUUUAUUGUGGAAGGAGGGGGUGAACAUGUUCGGGACACCUUGCUUUCAUCAAAGGAUUCUGCUAAAAUGUAUGCAGAGUGCUUAGCCGAGCUUGCUAUUGCAUUGGGAUUUGAUGGAUGGCUGAUGAAUAUGGAAAUCUCCAUGAAUCAUCAGCAAGUUACUCAUAUGAUAGAAUUUGUGAGCCAUUUAACUCAAUCUAUGCAUUCUAAGCUACCUGGGUCUUUAGUUAUAUGGUAUGACAGUGUAACCGUGGAUGGUCACCUUCACUGGCAAAAUGAAUUGAAUGAGAAAAAUAAAGUUUUCUUUGAUAUCUCGGAUGGAAUAUUUGUAAACUACUGGUGGAGAGAGGAUGCCCCUAAAAAAUCUGUUGCUGUUGCUGGAGAGAGAAAGCAUGAAGUGUACAUGGGCAUUGAUGUUUUUGGGAGAGGUACCUUUGGUGGUGGAGGAUGGAAUACAAAUGUUGCACUGGAUGUUCUGAAAAGGGAUGAUGUGUCGGCUGCAAUAUUUGCUCCUGGAUGGGUGCAUGAGCACGAACAGGAAACUGAUUUUCAGACUGCUCAAAACAAAUGGUGGGGUCUUGUGAAGCAAUCAUGGGAAAUAGUGCGAAGUUACCCAAAACAACUACCAUUCUACUCAAAUUUUGAUCAGGGUCAUGGUUAUCAUGUUUCCAUAGCUGGAGUAAAAAUCUCAGAUGCUUCUUGGAACAAUUUAUCCAGUCAAAGCUUCCAGCCCAUACUUGACGUAACUGAUGAUUCAACUUCACGCUCUAUCCAAGCUUAUUCUAAUUUUGAGGUAGUCUACAAUGGUGGAGGAAGCAUUGCACUCAAAGGGACUCUUGAGCAAAAUUGCUACAAUAUAAUAAGACUAUUUCAAGGAGAGCUUGCUUUAGGGGAUGUUCCUUUAGUAGUCAUCUAUUCUUUAACGUCAAAUGGGGAUUCUCAACUAGGCCUUUUGUUGGAGUUCUUUUCCAGCACAGAUAAGAGAAAGGUUUUACUUGCCUCUAGCAAUGAAAAGCAAUUCUCGACUGAUUUCUCUGAAGUGAUUGAGACAACACCAGUUGAAGUGCCUGGACUUUCUCCUGAUUGGUUCGUUUAUAUGGGCAGAAUUCAAAUGAGUGGAUACAAAUUGACAAAUAUAAAUGUUGUCUGCUAUAGAUCAAGCUCUAAAACUAGUGCAUUGAAACACAAAUGUGGAGUGGUUGGGAAAAAUAAUUCACUAAAUUGCAGUUCAUCGUCUGACUACUUUGCAGUGCUCGGUAAUGUCAUUGUUCGAUCUGUUGAGGAACCAGAUCUUCCACCACCUAGUUCAUGGCUAGUCAAAUCUCCAUAUGUUAGAAGGACUACAAGUGCAGAUGGAACAAGGACCCUUGACAUUCACAUCGUUUGGGAGUUGAAAGAUAGCAGUAGUGAUAAGGUAUUUGAACGCUACAAUGUGUAUGUCAUGGAAGUAGUCGAGGAAGGCAACAAUCCCCUUGCAAAAUUACAUAAUGUUCCAAAAUAUCUCGGUGUGGCACAUGUAAAAGCAUUUUAUGCCUCUAACCUUGCAAUUCCUUCCGGCAUCUCAGGUUUCAAAUUCAUAAUCCAAGUUUGUGGAGUGGAUGGGAGUGUCCAAAGAUUGGAGGACUCUCCGUUUCUCUAUGUGAAUGUCUUAUGGUAAGCAAGGGUAAGUUUUCCCCAAAAAGUUGGAGUUCGGAGGAGUAGAGUUGUGUUUGGGCAAGAAGUUUAUGGGUUGGACGACUAAAACCAUUUGUUUCAUUUCUUACUAAUUCACUACACUGUGGACUGCAUGACCAAACAACUCUUCAUAUUUCAUAACUAUUCAGACUUUGCUCCACUCUUUGCUCAAAA